AUGACCGAUCUUGGCCUCCAUGAUUCUGAAACCUAUAGACCAAAACAUGGGGAGAAACUUUCAAUUUCUUGCUGGACAAAUAUCACUUUUGAGCCCUGUUCGAAGGACUCAUCAUUCUCUCGGAGCUUCUACUGUCUUGUCCUUUCCAAUGAUGAUUCCAAAGGUAAAAACUCAAGUCCCCGGAUUAGUUCCUUUGACCAAAGAAAACUAAGCCCAACAGAUAUAAAGAUUAUCCUGCCUCUUACUGCCCUUUCUAUUCACACUGGGUUGUAG
Messenger RNA from Blepharisma stoltei, 273 nucleotides. Lineage: Eukaryota; Ciliophora; Heterotrichea; Heterotrichida; Blepharismidae. The record is from the annotation of a GenBank genome assembly.